UUAAAAACAUUUACAUUCCCAUUUUUGGAUAACCAAAAACCGAUCACUUUGACUUGCCUUUCACAGCCCUCUCCUCCAAAUACCCCUCUCUAAUGGAAUCCUCCGAUCCGCCACCACCCGCCACCGUAAGCGACGAAACAAUAACAGAGGAAAUUAGAUCUUUACACGAAUUAGCCCUUCGAGGAUCAUGGAAAUCAAUCCUUGAAAAAGUAUCAGCAGCAAGAACAUUCUCACAGCUUCGAUACCCGCACGAACACCUCAUUUUCCUCGCUUUCAAUUCCGUUGCUUUAUCCAAGCUCCGUCGAUAUUCCGAAGCUCUCGAUGAUAUCGAAACUUCCAUUGAAGAUCUCGAUAGUUCUGCAUAUCGAUACGAAGCAUACCCUAAAGUUUACCCUGAUAAAAAAGGUUCCAUGAUCCCUUUUUCUAUUCGAUGGCUUUAUUCUCUUCUCCCUUCUUUUCUUAAUCGUCGACAAGAUUGUAUUGAUCGUCUUUACCUUCUUUUACAUUUUGUUAGAACUAAAAUUAAUGGGUGUUCUUCAGAAAAUGUUGAAGUUUGGAAAAAACGAGAGAACUUUGUUUUAUCUACGAUUAUAAGUCAACAUUCGAAUCAAAAAGAAUUUGGUGUUUGUUUAUCUUUGAUUAUUGAUAUGUUAACAAAGGAUGGAGAGAAUUUAGAAUUGAUUUCGAAAUUGGGUUAUGUUCAAUUGCAAUUUGGUGAUCUUGAAGGUGCAAAAGAGUCAUUUUCGAAGAUCGAGCAAAUAUUGAAGAAGAAGAAUGAUGGAAAUGCAAGUGUUGAGAUGAUGAAUUUGGUGGGAAGAAAUAAAGCAUUGAUUUAUAUGGUGGGAAAAGAUUAUGUUUCAGCUGUAAGAGAGUAUGAUGAAUGUAUUGAAAGAGACGGGUCUGAUGUUGUUGCAAUAAAUAAUAAAGCUUUGUGUUUGAUGUAUUUGAGGGAUUUAGCUGAUUCUAUUAAAGUUUUAGAGAAUUCACUUGAAAGGGUUCCUAAUGUGGCACUUAAUGAAACUUUGAUUGUUAAUCUUUGUUCUAUGUAUGAAUUGGCUUAUGUUAAUCAUACUGAUAUUAAGAAGACUCUAAGUAAUUGGAUUGCUCGGCUCGCUCCUGAUGAUUUUGAUCCAGCCUGUACCAGGAUUUGAGGGCUGUAAAUUUUAAAGUGUCUUUUUCCAAUUGUGGAGAUCAUACUAUCAACAGUUUUUCAUCGAAGGAGCUCCAUUCGCAUCUGAAGAUACAUUGUCGUGAUCGGAUGAAAUUUGUAUGAAAGAAUUUAGAUGAAUGAAGAUGAAAUGAAGCCCAUUUGAACUUUACAAUUUGAUUGUACUUUCUCUAUUCCAUAAUAAUUGCUAAUUGCUACUGGACGUGACAUAUUAUGUGGAAAAAUGUCACAAGGAGGAAGUAUAGUAUAGUUUUUUUUGGUGGUUUUGGUUUAUUCUAAGUAGCCUGUCGUAACAAAAAUGUAAACACAAAGCGGACAAUAUGGGAAAACCACUUUCCUUCUUACUUUGUCUCUACUUGUGCUUCUUAUUUGGUUUAUUUAUCCAAUUUCGUGUGUUUCAUCAUUCAUUAAUGUAAUUUAGCUUCCAAUUACUUGUCAAGCUCAUUUUGCUGUAUUUUAUAUUUUAUAUAUUUUUUUUAUUUUUCUAUAUAUGCAAAACUAGCAAAUGGGAUCAUGUAAUUGUUAAUUAUUUUCUUUUUCUUUUGUAUUUUUAUUUUUCAAUACAUCUAAAAUUUGCAAA
Amaranthus tricolor (Joseph's coat) is the source of this 1748-nucleotide messenger RNA. RefSeq lists its product as uncharacterized. The transcript is spliced from 2 exons. Gene Ontology annotation, molecular function: protein binding. Bases 93 to 1151 code for a protein of 352 amino acids. Lineage: Eukaryota; Viridiplantae; Streptophyta; Magnoliopsida; Caryophyllales; Amaranthaceae. The record is from RefSeq and is a predicted model, not a curated record.